AUGGCCCCAUUUCGUCACUUGGCAAUAAUAAUCUGCAUGAUGGCAGCAAAAGUUGCGUACGAGAACAAAGCAUAUGCGAGGGACGUGGUCAAUGUACACUGGAAGAUGCAUCUUCUGGGAUUCUUUCAGUUCUAUAAUGACAAUUCAAAAAAGAAUGACACCCAAGCUUUCAUAUGCUGCGACAGGCCAAAGGACGUUCGGUUGAUCAUUGUCUCAUUCCGUGGCACAGAAAUGUUUAAUGCUGCUGAUUGGUUGACAGACCUGGACCUUUCUUGGAUCUCCUUUGGUGAAAUUGGAAGAGUUCAUUUGGGAUUCAUGAAAGGUCUUGGCCUUCACCAAGAAGAAACGAAUGGAGUUCGACCAAAGGAUUAUUCUGCUGGGAAUAAGAACAAUCUGGCAUACUACACCAUAAGAGAAAGGCUGAAAAUGCUGCUGGAAGAAAACCCAGAUGCCAAGAUAUUAGUAACAGGUCAUAGCUUAGGAGGGGCGCUUGCAAUCCUGUUUGUUGCUGGACUUGUGUAUCACCAAGAAGCUGCCUUGCUGAACCACUUGUUGGGUGUGUACACAUUUGGGCAGCCCAGAGUUGGAGAUGAGAAUUUUGGGAGAUUCAUGGAUGCAAAGUUGAAAGAGAAGUACUUCAGAGUGGUUUAUAGGUAUGACAUUGUUCCCAGGUUGCCUUUCGGAGAUCCCAUUACACAGUUUGCCCACUUUGGAAAUUGCAUCUAUUACAGUAGCUGGUACAAGGCACAGGUGCUGAGAGAAGAACCAAAUGAGAACUACAUUAAUCCCUCGUUCUUCAUUCCCAUGCAUUUCGAUGCUUGCCUGGAUUUGCUUAGAGCUUAUCUGAUUCCUGGUGUGAGUAGCCACUGUCCGAGAGACUAUGUCAAUAGCGCAAGGCUGGGCAGAAGAACUGACCAAGCAGAAGAUGAGGGAAAAUCAAAAGACGAUUGA
This is a messenger RNA of Nelumbo nucifera (sacred lotus), 951 nucleotides long. The record is from RefSeq and is a predicted model, not a curated record. Lineage: Eukaryota; Viridiplantae; Streptophyta; Magnoliopsida; Proteales; Nelumbonaceae.